Messenger RNA from Manduca sexta (tobacco hornworm), 1365 nucleotides. RefSeq lists its product as uncharacterized. The record is from RefSeq and is a predicted model, not a curated record. Lineage: Eukaryota; Metazoa; Arthropoda; Insecta; Lepidoptera; Sphingidae. The transcript is spliced from 4 exons. Bases 94 to 1053 code for a protein of 319 amino acids.
GGUGCAGUGCUCUUCUUUGUCAAAAUUGUAUGUAAUUCGCUAUUAACUAUUUGAUUAACUUCAUGUAAUAAUAUUAAAGGAAGAAGAUUUAAAAUGGGAACUAGAUUUGUAUUUAAAUCAGUUUUUAUAUUAGUGUUAUUAGCUGAAGUUAUACCGAUUCAAUUGUCACUUCAAGAAGGAGAAGAAAUUAAAGAAAACAAUGUUGAUAAUUCACAAUUAAAUGAUUGUAUCAGUGUCAGAAGAGGCACAGAGAUCGGUGUAUGUUUUGGGAAGGAAUUGCUUAAUAAGUUAAAUAACUACGACGAAGCGGAGUCGUUUAGUUUGGCUACGGGUGUAUCGUUAAUUAGAGAUGAGAAAACUCCGAGAGAUUUUGGAAGCUUUCUGGAUAAAGACCCAAUGGAUUUUCGAUCAAUAAUAGAAGAUGCAAGUCACCUCAUCUCCAAAAGAUCUCUGCAAUGGGAUAUGACUGGGUUAUAUCCAGGCCUAGUAAUGAGGAUUGGUCCAACGUUGGCUAAUGGAGUGCUGGAGUUUGUGGUCGACCAAAGGAUUAAAGACCGGGCUUAUCAUCAACCUUAUGGUGAACUAUCUACGGGAAGACUUCUAGCAAGGAAUCUUCUAGUGCCAUUCCUUCUGGGUUUCAAGUUCCAAAUUUCGACCCUUCUUCCAUUAUUACUAGGAUUAGUACUUCUAGCUAGUAAAAAAGCCUUUCUUUUAUCGAAGUUGGCUCUUCUGGCUGUCACCGUAUUUAGUAGUUCUGGUUUUGGUCAGUCAUUUGGAGGGUACACUCCUUCUCUUGCAUCAUAUACUUCUUACGAGCAUCCUACUCAUUAUCCUGACCAUCAUAGUUCUGGAGGUUACUACCGACAUCCUCAUCACGAAUAUUAUUACAAAGAAAAAUCAGCCGAAUCCACCACAGGAUCUCCGAUAACUCCUGAUGAACUACGAGAUAGGCUCGAAAGACUCUUCGUUACUAAAAAAGACGAACCGAUUAGAGAUGACGGCAAAAUCAGGACCAGCAGAAAUUUUGUAUGGACGCCUAUUAACACAGGCUGAAUCUGUAAUGUCUUAAUAUCAUGAAAUCUUGUGACGUAUUGUGAAAUAUAGUAUAAAUAUAUUAAGAAAAUAUUUCUAUAAUAAUUUUAUAAUACCUUAAUUUCGAGGGCUGAAACGAAAAAUUCAACUUUACCUUUUUUGACACUUUAAAAGUUGUUUAACGCUCUUCUAGUCAGUGUUUUUAACGUUGGAUAUUAAAACUGUUUAUUAUUGGUUCAGAGUCCUAUUUUUUUUUGUUGUUUUCUAAAAUAAACAUAAUAAUUAUUACUUUUAAUAAUAAAUUCUGAAUUCUUAUAUUGCUAAAAAAUUUUC